UAGCGUAAUAAUUUGUCUGUCACAGAAAAACAAUUCAAAAAAUAAGCUUGUGUUCGGAGAAUUAACAAAACAAAUUUUAUUGGAACGCCAUGUGCGUUUCCAGCAUCGCUUAAAGUUUUAAAGAAUAAAAUAUAUCCAGUCAAAAAUCAAUAAGCUCAUCAGUCAUUCUCGUAUCUGGAGCACGGACCAACCCCCAAUACGCAUGCAGCGAAAAAAAUAAAGGAAUUGGAGUAAUAUUGUAAAUUGGAGAAAGCAGUCAUCAUGUUUAAACCAAUUGACUUGCUGCACGUGCUAAUAUUCUGCACAUUAGCCGCCUUAUGCCUGUGUGCGCUAAAUGAUCCCUACAAGGAGCUGGGCGUUAGCCACACAGCCUCGCAGCAGGAAAUAAGACGCGCCUACAAGCAAUUGGCCAAGGAAUGGCAUCCGGACAAAAGCAGCCAUCCGGAAGCCGAGCGAAAGUUUGUGCAAAUCAAAAAGGCCUACGAGCUGCUGAGCGACGGGGACCGGCGGCGCAUCUACGAUCGACAUGGCAUAACCAGUGAGGAUUCGCAUUAUCUAAAGCAAAAGCAUGACUAUAGCGGCUACAAUCGCUUCGGAUUCGACCCGGUCGAAGAGUUCUUUGGCAAGCAAUUCGGCUUUGACCAGGACAUUAGCCUGUAUCACAAGCUAUCGGUCACAUCCAACUACUUCGAGCACACGAUUAUACCGAAGAGCAAGAACAAGCUGCACAUUAUUAUGUUCUACAAUGACUGGUGCUUUGGCUGUAUACGGAUAGUCGGUGCAUUCAAGAAGCUGAUCGACACAUUCGAGCCCUUGGGCGUACACUUUGCGACCAUCAAUGCGGCGCACGAGCCGACCAUUUUGCGCAAGACAGGAGCGGAUGAUAUACCCAGAAUGGUGCUGGUCCUGGCCGGACAUAGCUAUGUUUAUCGCGAGAAUAUCUAUACCCAGCAGAAAUUGGCCGAGUUUAUACGCAAGAAGAUGCCCUUUAAGAUUGGUCAGCGUGUCAAUGAUGAUAAUCUCGAUGAAUUUCUAAAUGGUUGGACCGAUAAUCGGGUGCGUGCUCUGGUCCUGGAGCCAAGGAGCAUAACCAGAUUGAGAUACCUGAUAAGCGCCUUUGGCUUUCAUGAUCGCGUCGCAUUCGGCUUUGUCGACCUGACCAGUAAGGGCACCAAGUUGAUAGCGGAUCGCUUUAAAGUAAAUCCCAAAUUGGAUACGCUCUUUCUGUUCAAUGAGGACUCCUUGCGGGCUGUUGCCAGCAUAUCGAUGGCCGAUAUACCCACCCAAACGCUGGAUAAUAUCAUCUCGACAAAUCAAUUUCUAUCGCUGCCCCGGCUGUCGUCGCAGGAUGUGCUCGAAGGUGUCUGCCCGGCCGAGUGGAACAGGCCCCGGAAGCGAUUGUGCGUCGUACUUAUAACAGAAAACUCACCUGAAUAUGAUAUAGCGCGUGGUGCACUGCGACACAUUGCUCUGGAGUCGGGCUACAGUAUGGAGAGAGUUCGCUUUGCGUACAUGUACAAGGAGAAGCAGGCCGAGUUUCUCAAUGCAAUUUCCAAGGGCUCGUUCGAGGACAAUCUCCUGAGACUUGUGGUCAUCUGGCGGCGUGACAGCACCCAAAUCAAAUACGAAUGGGUCGAUGGCGCCAAGCUGGACAUAAAAACAACAGAUUUUCUGAAUAAUAGUGCAAUCAAUACGACAAAACAUGAGAUCAAUCUUACCAUACAGAGACUUCUGAAGACAUCCGAGGCGCUGACCUAUGAGGCAUUCGUGCAGAACCUGCUGGACGAACACGCUCAGGGCAUAUUGAGCAAAUGGAUCACUAGAUUACUUUAUCUGGUCGACUAUCUGUCCGAUAAUAUUGAGGAUGAACAUUUGUUUGCCGCCUUAUCGCUGUUGGGCACCAUUGCAUUUAUGUUCGGCAUCGGAUAUGUCAUGAUGUACUUUGUGCGCGCCGAGGAGGAGAGUCUCAAGGCCCAGGGUCAGCUGAACGAGGGCCAGUGCAAUAAGCCGAGCAAGCCUGUGCCGGAGCUGAAGCUCUACGAGCUGCGCGCCGAGAAAUAUAAUGGUCUGGUGCGUCUGCUCAAGCCCGGCUGUCGCACCAUUCUCCUGAUUACCGAUAUGCAGAGCCGUACGAAGUUAAUUCCGCCUUAUCAUCGCGCUGUUUGGCCUUAUAGGCGCACCAAAACUUUGCUCUUUGGCCACAUGCUGAUCGAGAAGGGCCUGUCCUGGUACUCGGAGCUGUUGCGCUUGUCGUUAUGCACAAAUCAAAGCCUUAAGAUCAAUCCCAGAAAUUGUGUGGGCACCGUUAUAGCCUUAAAUGGACACCGAAAGUAUUUCUGCGUAUAUCAUGCCAAGCAUCCGGAAUGCGCGCGCGGCACCAAACGAAUGAUUAAAAUGACUAAGCAAUUGCUGGAUAGAAAUGAUGAUCCGGAAAUUGGAAACUUUCUGGGUGUCAACUAUUCGGAGGAAUCGGAUGUUGAGUCGAAUGUUCUGUUCGAGGACAACUUGUUGGAUGGUCUGAGCAACUGGCUCGAUCGCCUGUUCGAGGGCACAACACACAGAUACUACAUUAACUAUUGGCCAGAUUUUCCCACAAAGUAGACACGUCCCGAUCAACUAUUUAUGUAAAUUACUUUGUCAGCCCAAUUUCCUGUAAAUCCUUGUCUAGUCAAUAAAGAUAAUACGUAUUACUAUCA
Molecule: messenger RNA, 2696 nt
Organism: Drosophila novamexicana
Lineage: Eukaryota; Metazoa; Arthropoda; Insecta; Diptera; Drosophilidae
Gene: l(3)80Fg
Product: dnaJ homolog subfamily C member 16
Exons: 1
Coding region: 262-2601 (779 amino acids)
Source: RefSeq, a predicted model, not a curated record